GGGGGUGGGGGGGUGACAAUGCCAUUUCCAGUUACAACGCAGGGAUCACAACAAACACAGCUGCCACAGAAGCACUAUGGCAUUACCUCUCCCAUCAGCUUAGCAGCCCCCAAGGAGACUGACUGCCUGCUUACACAGAAACUAAUUGAGAUUCUGAAGCCUUUUGGGGUUUUUGAAGAGGAAGAGGAACUGCAGCGCAGGAUUUUAAUUUUGGGAAAAUUAAAUAACCCAGUAAAAGAGUGGAUACAUGAAAUCAGUGAAAGCAAGAAUCUUCCACAAUCUGUAAUUGAAAAUGUUGGAGGAAAAAUUUUUACAUUUGGAUCUUACAGAUUAGGAGUACACACAAAAGGUGCCGAUACUGAUGCGUUGUGUGUUGCACCAAGAUAUGUUGAUUGGAGUGACUUUUUCACCUCAUUCUAUGAUAAGUUAAAACUACAGGAAGAAGUAAAAGAUUUAAAAGCUGUUGAAGAGGCAUCUGUGCCAGGUAUCAAACUGUGUUUUGAUGGGAUAGAGAUUGAUAUUUUAUUUGCAAGAUUAGCACUGCAGGCUAUUCCAGAAGACUUGGACUUACAAGAUAACAGUCUGCUUAAAAAUUUAGAUAUAAGAUGCAUAAAAAGUCUUAACGGUUGCAGGGUAAUGAUGAAAUUUGACACCUAGUACCAAACAUUGACAACUUCAGGUUAACUCUGAGAGCUAUCAAACUGUGGGCCAAACACUACAACAUCUAUUCCAAUAUAUUAGGUUUCCUCGGUGGUGUUUCCUGCGCUAUGCUAGUAGCAAGAACUUGCCAGCUUUAUCCAAAUAGCUGCAAUAGCAUCAACUCUUGUACUUAAAUUUUUCUUGGUAUUUUCUAAAUGGGAAUGGCCAAAUCCAGUGCUAUUGAAACAACCUGAAGAAUGCAAUCUUAAUUUGCCUAUAUGGAACCCAAGGGUAAAUCCCAGUGAUAGGUACCAUCUUAUGCCUAUAAUUACACCAGCAUACCCACAACAGAACUCCACAAACAAUGUGUCUGUUUCAACAUGGAUGGUCAUGGUUGAGGAGUUUAAACAAGGUCUUGCUAUCAUAGAUGAAAUUUUGCUGAGUAAGGGAGAGUGGUCCAAACUUUUUGAAGCUCCAAACUUCUUUCAAAAGUACAAGUAUGGCCCUGGCCGGUUUGGCUCAGCGGUUAGAGCG
This is a messenger RNA of Molossus molossus (Pallas's mastiff bat), 1173 nucleotides long. Its product is annotated as poly(A) polymerase alpha-like. The record is from RefSeq and is a predicted model, not a curated record. Gene Ontology annotation, cellular component: nucleus. Bases 19 to 657 code for a protein of 212 amino acids. Lineage: Eukaryota; Metazoa; Chordata; Mammalia; Chiroptera; Molossidae. Gene Ontology annotation, molecular function: poly(A) RNA polymerase activity. The transcript has a single exon.